Theobroma cacao (cacao) is the source of this 1187-nucleotide messenger RNA. The record is from RefSeq and is a predicted model, not a curated record. Lineage: Eukaryota; Viridiplantae; Streptophyta; Magnoliopsida; Malvales; Malvaceae.
UCUGUUUUGAACCUUGCAGAUAAAACAAUGCGUAAUACCACACGAAAUGGGUUUCAUAAGCCUGAGGAGUUAAAGAUUCCUGUUUCUUAUCGAGGUGGACAAAAUGGGUUUGAGCAUUCAAAUGGAUCUUCUGUCCCAACGUCAAAGGAUGAGGCAGGUAAAGCUGGGUCACAAGAUCAAAUGGUGCGGAAUUGUCAGGGUUUUCCACCUCAGAUGCCAUGCUUUCCUGGGGCUCCUUGGCCUUACCCGUGGAAUUCAGCUCAGUGGAGCUCCCCUAUACCUCCACAUGCUUUCUGCUCUCCAGGCUUUCCCAUGCCUUUCUAUCCUGCGGCAGCUUACUGGGGUUGUACUGUACCAGGCACAUGGAAUGUCCCUUGGCUUCCUCAGCCUUCCUCUCCAAAGAAAACUGCCCCCAGUUCUGGUCCUAAUUCGCCCACCUUGGGAAAACAUUCAAGAGAUGAGAACAUGGGCAAACUAAGCAACUCUGGAGAAGAGGAGCCAGUAAAAGAAAAUAAUGCUGAGAGAUGCCUUUGGAUUCCAAAAACAUUGAGGAUCGAUGAUCCAGGAGAAGCGGCAAGGAGCUCAAUAUGGGCAACACUCGGCAUUAAGAAUGACAAACCUGAUUCAAUAGGUAGUGGAGGACUCUUCAAAUCAUUUCAAUCAAAGGGUGAUGAGAGGAAUCAGGUUCCUGAAACCUCUCCAGUCUUGCAAGCAAAUCCAGCAGCAUUGUCUAGGUCAAUAAACUUCCAUGAGAGCUCAUAAUGUAAAUUAUGACUCUAAUUGGUUUAUGGUGUUGCAUACAGCUUGGUGGUGUUAAUUAUUAGACACAAAGUCAGUCCAACUUCGUUAGUAGCUGGGGUCAUAUUCAUUCACGUUCCCCUCUUUAUAACCAACUCUCAAAGCAGGCCAACUGAGGAAAACAGAAGAAGAGUUCCUGUCAUAUCCUUUGAAGGCAGAGUGUUUAGCUGAAGUAGAAACUGAUUUUUAUCUUUUUCCUUUUUGUUUAUGGGGUUCCGUUUUUUCGCCAAUGCCGGUAUGAGCAGGUGUUUUUUGUUUUCAGUUAGAUGGUUUGCGAGUUCUGUACAUAAAUAUAUAUGAAAUGGUGAGGUAGGAUAAAGUAAGUUUCUGUACUAUAAUCCCAGUUGUAUUUAAAUAAAAAUGGGAACUGAAGUCAAUCUUUUUAUUCG